Molecule: messenger RNA, 2603 nt
Organism: Callorhinus ursinus (northern fur seal)
Lineage: Eukaryota; Metazoa; Chordata; Mammalia; Carnivora; Otariidae
Gene: LMBRD1
Product: LMBR1 domain containing 1
Biological process (GO): protein localization to lysosome
Cellular component (GO): lysosomal membrane
Source: RefSeq, a predicted model, not a curated record
UCCGCCCCUUUAACCUUUAGGGUGCACGGGCGCUGUGUCCUUCGCACUCUUUCCCCUUUCCCCCUCCCCUUUCCCCACCCCCUUUCCCCAAGGAGUCCGGGCCGGAAGUGAAGAUGGCGGCGGCAGGGCCUGCUGGCGCGGCUUCGGCGGAGCUGGUGAUCGGCUGGUGCAUAUUCGGCCUCUUACUACUGGCUAUUUUGGCAUUCUGUUGGAUAUAUGUUCGUAAAUACCAAAGUCAGCGGGAAAGUGAAGUUGUCUCCACCAUAACAGCAAUUUUUUCUCUGGCGAUUGCACUUAUCACAUCAGCACUUCUACCAGUGGAUAUAUUUUUGGUUUCUUACAUGAAAAAUCAAAAUGGUACAUUUAAGGACUGGGCCAAUGCUAAUGUCAGCAGACAGAUCGAGGACACUGUGUUAUAUGGUUACUACACCUUAUAUUCUGUUAUAUUAUUCUGUGUGUUUUUCUGGAUCCCUUUUGUCUACUUCUACUAUGAAGAAAAGGAUGAUGAUGAUACUAGUAAAUGUACUCAAAUUAAAACAGCAUUCAAGUAUACUUUGGGAUUUGCUGUAAUUUGUGCACUUCUUCUUUUAGUUGGUGCUUUUGUUCCUCUGAAUGUUCCUAAUAAUAAAAAUUCUACAGAGUGGGAAAAAGUGAAAUUCCUGUUUGAAGAACUUGGAAGUAGUCAUGGUUUAGCUGCAUUGUCAUUUUCUAUUAGUUCUCUGACCUUGAUUGGAAUGUUGGCAGCUAUAACUUACACAGCCUAUGGCAUGUCUGCAUUACCUUUAAAUCUAAUAAAAGGCACCAGAAGUGCUGCUUAUGAACGUUUAGAAAACACUGAAGACAUUGAGGAAGUGGAGCAGCACAUUCAAACGAUUAAAUCAAAAAGCAAAGAUGGUCGACCUUUGCCAGCAAGGGAUAAACGUGCCUUAAAACAAUUUGAAGAAAGGUUACGAACACUUAGGAAAAGAGAGAGGCACUUAGAAUUCAUUGAAAACAGCUGGUGGACAAAAUUUUGUGGUGCUCUGCGUCCCCUGAAGAUCGUUUGGGGAAUAUUUUUCAUCUUAGUUGCUUUGCUGUUUAUAAUUUCUCUCUUCCUGUCAAAUUUGGAUAAAGCCCUUCAUUCAGCUGGAAUAGAUUCUGGUUUUAUAAUUUUUGGAGCUAACCUGAGUAAUCCACUGAAUAUGCUUUUGCCUGUACUACAAACAGUAUUUCCUCUUGAUUAUGUUCUUAUAACAAUUAUUAUUAUGUACUUUAUUUUUACUUCAAUGGCGGGAAUUCGAAAUAUUGGCAUAUGGUUCUUUUGGGUUAGACUGUAUAAAAUUAGAAGAGGUAGAACCAGGCCCCAGGCACUCUUAUUUCUUUGCAUGAUACUUCUGCUUAUUGUCCUUCACACUAGCUACAUGAUUUAUAGUCUUGCUCCCCAAUAUGUCAUGUAUGGAAGCCAAAAUUACUUAAUAGAGAGCAAUAUAACUUAUGAUGACCAUAAAAACAAUUCAGCCUUCCCUGUGCCAAAGAGAUGUGAUGCCGAUGCCCCUGAAGAUCAGUGUACUGUUACCCGGACAUACCUGUUCCUUCACAAGUUCUGGUUCUUUAGUGCUGCGUACUAUUUUGGUAACUGGGCCUUUCUUGGGGUAUUCUUGAUUGGAUUAAUUGUUUCCUGUUGUAAAGGGAAGAAAUCAGUCAUUGAAGGAGUAGAUGAAGAUGAUUCGGACAUAAGUGAUGAUGAGCCCUCUGUCUAUUCUGUUUGACAGCUUCUGUCUUAGGGGUUUUAUAAGGCUGACUGAAUGUCUAUUAUGCAUUUUUAAAGUGUUAAACUAACAUUAGGAUGAACUGACUAGCUUUCAUCAAAAAUGGGAGCAUGGCUAUUAAAAAAACUAUAUUUUUUAUGUUAUCUGAAGUAACAUUGUAUCAUAGAUUAACAUUUAAAAUUGCUAUAAUAAUUCUAUGUAAAUAUAAAACUGUGGACUUGGUGAGGGAAUGUUUGUGGAAAUUUUUUUUCUCUAGUGUAUAAUACUGUUGAAUUGAUUAAAAAUCUUCCAGAAUUAAUAUUCCCUUUUGUCACUUUUUAAAAGCGUAAUAAAUCACUUGUAUCUGUGCCUUUGGGUCUCUAGAGUAAUGUGGAAUUCUAAAGUUCUAUAACUGAUUGUCUAAAUAUAAUACAAUAUAGCUGAUAAAUAAAUGUUACUCCUCUAUGCAACUUGUUUUCUAUUUUCUACAUUAAAUCAUUAAUGCCAUUCAAAUAUAUUUCAUGAGCAGAUCUCAAGCUACUUGGUGCUGUGAGACCAUGGCAUUCCAAGAUGAAUUGUAUUGUUCAGAUAUUAAUCCUUUAGAUAUCUUACCACCUCUAUAGUAUUUAAGGCAUAUAUAUUGUUGUAGGUAGCUAACGUCAAAAUUUGCCUUCCAACAUGAAUGGGAGUGCUGUCAAGAAUAAAUGAUCUUGGAAAAAAAAUCAGUUUACUGAUUAGUUUAAGAUAUGUGACAUUGGGUUCCCUGGGUGGCUCAGUCAGUUAAGCAUCCAAUUCUUGAUCUCAGCUCAGGUCUUGAUCUUAGGGUCAUGAGUUCAAGCCCCACAUUGGGCUCCUCACCAGGCAUGGAGCCAACUU